This is a messenger RNA of Branchiostoma belcheri (Belcher's lancelet), 1201 nucleotides long. Its product is annotated as sperm acrosome-associated protein 9-like. NCBI's taxonomy places the organism in Eukaryota, Metazoa, Chordata, Leptocardii, Amphioxiformes, Branchiostomatidae. The transcript has 5 exons. The record is from RefSeq and is a predicted model, not a curated record. The coding region runs from base 300 to 1052 and encodes 250 amino acids. Gene Ontology annotation, cellular component: acrosomal vesicle; sperm flagellum; ciliary base.
GCCAAUUUACAAUGGUAUGACCUGGGCCCGCCAGCUACGGUGAACAGUGCUCAGCGCUCGGGUACACUUCUAAGCCAGUCUCCAAAGUAUUCCGCUAAUUCUACUCCUUGUUCUACUUCUGGGACGAAACCAGGGGUGUCUGUUGUACGGUGUUUGUGUACAGAUCGCCGGGACUUUGGCCUGGACUUGGCACGCUUGUGUGUACAGUUGCGGAAGUUGUGCCGAGAGAAACACUCGAACACCUACACCUGACUCGCCGCCUUCUCACAUACAGGAGCUCCUGUUGAAGCCUAUCGACCAUGGACGACCUUGAGCGGCAGUUGAAGCGGUUCCAGCAGCGGUACAAGGUGUUCAGUCAGCAGCAGCAGACGUUCACACAGGCGUUAGACAGGGCCAGAACCGACGCCUUCCAGAAGACGGCCGUUGUCCGCUCCAUUAACCAGAUCCUGGGCUGGCUGGAUCACGCCGUCCACAGCGCCACGGACCGCAGGAUCCUCAUGCUGUUCGUGGAUAUGUGCCGGGAUCUGGACAGAUUCAGGCAACAGGUAGAGGGUCACAACAUGGUCCGAGAGCAGCUGGACAGGAACCAGGGUCUGCGGAACUCCCUGGCCAAGUGGCGCACGCUCUGUAACAUCCACAACGACUGCGCCAACGUCAGGGUCACCUUCCCGCACGGAGAGGUCAACCACCUCAGCUGUGACGAGGCCAGGAACUACUUCGGCGGUGUGGUUAGCCUCAUUCCUGUGAUACUGGACACAAUCAACGAAGUCAUGGAGCACCUGUCGUCCCCCCGCCUGUCCUCCACGCAGAAGUCCAACACGUCCCAGCGGCUCUCCUCCCGGCAACACUCGGGACGACCGGCCCCGCUCGGCCACCCCAACGGCACCGUGGAGGAGCGCCACACGCGGUUCGCGCCGGAAGUGCAGCAGAUCCCGAUACUUGAAGGGAAGGCGCCGCAGCAGAGCCAGUAUCACGGCACUGAGGUGGAGGAUUUAUUGAAGGACAUGCAGCAGAUGAAAUGGGCAGCAUCUAGGAAACCAUGGAAACCAUAGGGCUUGGAAACGGGGCAACCGCACAACCACGAAACUCACCACUUGCAUUGUAAGAUAUAACCUUUGAAAAAUAGUGUCCGUGGAUACCGAGACAACAAAAGACCCAACUCAGACAGUAUAUCUUAUUAUAUGUUUACCAAAUACCAAUG